AAAGCAUGUUUUGUAUAGAGAUGGUAGGUUGGCACAAUCAGAUGUUGUUCACCUACCCAAUAUGGCACGGCAAUGGCGAGCACCAAACUUGAACCCAAGAGGGUCACGCACUUCGAAAUCCUGCCGUUGGCCUACCAACUAUUGGCGGUUCAUGGCCGUCAUAGGCCGCACUCCAGAGGCCGGUUAAACCUCUCAAGGUGAUUUCAUUACAUUCCCGGCACCGUUAUACAACUGUCAAACCAGCACUGAAAAUUUCAACUGACAAAGGAUACAUUUCUCGAACCGUUUCUCAUACAAGUUAAUCGUGCUUCGAGCACUUCAGGGUGCUUCAGAAGAACAUGAGAUUCAAUCAGAUCUCUCAAAGUUGACAACAUCAUGGCGUGGCCUGAAAUCGAGCCCAGCACGUCGCAUUUGGCCUACCUGGUUCUCUCGCUGUUCCUCAUCUUGUAUGCAUUGUUCUCGGAUUUGAUUCGCAACCGAGCACAUUUCUCAGAGCCUCCUCUUGCGACUCUGGUUGGCAUGCUGUUUGGCCCUCGAGGAGUCAGGGUUGUCGAUCCAAGCGAAACAUGGGGUUGGGAAGACAACAUUACCCAGGAACUCACCCGCAUUAUUACCGGCGUCCAGUGCUUCGCAGUCGGCAUUGAGCUUCCUGCUCGGUAUGUGAAGCGUCAUUGGCGCAGCAUCAGUCUCCUCUUGGGUCCCAACAUGAUAGCGGGCUGGAUGAUCUCGGCGCUUGCAGUGCGCUUCAUCCUCAACACAGCGUGGACCACAGCCUUCAUUGUCGCUGCUUGCUUGACUCCAACAGACCCAGUCCUUUCCGCCAGCGUAAUCGCCGAAGCAAAGUUCUCUCAGAGGAUACCCCAACGAAUCCGCCACCUACUCGCAGCAGAGUCUGGCUGCAACGAUGGCACAGCAUUUCCCUUCCUCUACGCUGCCUUGUAUGCUGCCAUGGCGUCUUCUGCGGCACAAGGAGUUCGCCAUUGGGUGACAGAUCUACUGUUGUGGCAGUGCGUGGUCGGCAUUGUCAUCGGUGUGGCUAUCGGGUAUGUUGCAAACAGGCUGCUACGUUUCAGCGAGUCCCGCGGCUAUGUCCAGGAAUCGACGUUGUUCGUCUUCUACUUUCUGCUGGCCAUAUUCUGCGUCGGCGUGGGAAGUACACUAGGGCUGGACGAUUUUCUAGUCUGCUUCACCGCUGGCGCGACAUUCUGUUGGGAUGGCUGGUUCUCAACAAGAACAGCAAAAAUGAAACUUCCAAGCAUUCUGGAUCUGAUGCUCAACUCCACCAUGUUUGUCUACUUUGGCUCUAUCAUACCCUGGCGAAUGUACAAGGACAACCUAUCUCCAGGCCGGCUGAUCCUGUGUGUGCUGGUCAUUCUUCUACUCAGGCGGCUGCCAGCAAUCGUGAUACUCAAGAGACUGAUACCCGACAUAAGAACGUACCAUGAGGCUCUCUUUGUUGGGCAUUUUGGGCCUAUGGGUGUCGGGGCUCUCUUUCUCGCCAUCGAAGCAAGGGCCAGACUCGAGACGGGGAGCUCAGAACCACUUCUUCAUCCUCCCAAAGAGUCGCCUCAUAAAGAAGCCCUUGAAACAGUAUGGCCCGUGGUCUGUUUUGUGGUCCUCUGUUCGAUUAUGGUGCAUGGCUUCUCACCCUUGGUCAUGAGUAUGGUCAGCCACUUUUCACGGGAGCCAAAGGAAAGGGCGCCGCUACUGGCUGGAGAAGAAGAUAGACUGUACGGAAUGGCGUCGCACGAGGACGAGAUUCCUGACGACGAGGAAGAACGGCAAGAGCAAGAGGAGAACUCGCCUGAAGAAAUGUAGAUAUUCCAGGGUCAGCAAGGCCAAUCGUAAAGGUUUCCGCCCGUCCAAACGCUGUUAUUAGUUGCUUCUUCAUGAACAGGGGGAUCUUCCAGUACUUUCGUAGAUCGUGUGCCUCGUCCUCGGCAUGUUGGGCGGAAGGUGUCCGCCCCGCCGGGCGAAGAUGUAUUCCCGACGGACAUGUACGAUUGAUAUCUCUUUCUCCUCUUUACUAUUC
This is a messenger RNA of Exophiala viscosa, 2032 nucleotides long. RefSeq names its product CPA1 family monovalent cation:H+ antiporter. Gene Ontology annotation, biological process: proton export across plasma membrane; intracellular potassium ion homeostasis; sodium ion export across plasma membrane. Gene Ontology annotation, molecular function: sodium:proton antiporter activity. Gene Ontology annotation, cellular component: plasma membrane. NCBI's taxonomy places the organism in Eukaryota, Fungi, Ascomycota, Eurotiomycetes, Chaetothyriales, Herpotrichiellaceae. Bases 376 to 1818 code for a protein of 480 amino acids. The transcript has a single exon. The record is from RefSeq and is a predicted model, not a curated record.